Apis laboriosa (Himalayan honeybee) is the source of this 1703-nucleotide messenger RNA. It is a transcript of the gene Clic, whose product is annotated as chloride intracellular channel exc-4. The transcript is spliced from 4 exons. Lineage: Eukaryota; Metazoa; Arthropoda; Insecta; Hymenoptera; Apidae. The coding region runs from base 128 to 910 and encodes 260 amino acids. Gene Ontology annotation, cellular component: apical plasma membrane; cytoplasm. Gene Ontology annotation, molecular function: chloride channel activity. The record is from RefSeq and is a predicted model, not a curated record. Gene Ontology annotation, biological process: chloride transport.
GCGAGCUUCCAUCGCGUUCUGUUGCAGUUAAUCGUUGAAGAAGGGAGGUACCUAUCCUAUUCGAUAGUGAACUGCGGAGAACGAGAAAAAGUGCUAUUCUUCUAAACAAGAAACUCCUAAUUAAAGAAUGGCGGACGACAGUCACGAGAACGGUACAAGCAACGGUGACGUACCUGAGAUCGAGCUGAUUAUCAAGGCUUCGACGAUCGAUGGUCGCCGAAAGGGUGCAUGUCUCUUCUGUCAAGAGUACUUUAUGGACUUGUAUCUUCUUGCUGAAUUGAAAACAAUUUCUCUAAAAGUGACCACGGUCGACAUGCAAAAACCGCCGCCUGAUUUCCGCACCAACUUUCAGGCAACACCUCCGCCAAUCUUAAUCGAUAACGGCGAUGCGAUAUUAGAAAACGAGAAAAUCGAACGACAUAUUAUGAAAAACAUUCCCGGUGGACAUAAUCUCUUCGUGCAGGAUAAAGAAGUGGCUACCCUUGUUGAGAACUUGUUCAGUAAACUGAAACUGUUAUUGUUGAACGCAAAGGAUAAGGAUAAAGAUCCAAAAUCCUCGUCCCUGAUGGCACACUUACGUAAAAUCGACGAACAUCUAGGCCGUAAGGGUACUCGUUUCCUCACAGGCGAUACAAUGUGCUGUUUCGAUUGUGAACUUAUGCCACGACUUCAACACAUCAGGGUGGCCGGCAAAUAUUUUGCGGACUUUGAGAUUCCUGAAACUCUAGUGCAUCUCUGGCGAUAUAUGCAUCAUAUGUACAGGCUGGAUGCCUUUUUACAAAGUUGUCCGGCUGAUCAGGAUAUUAUUAAUCACUAUAAGUUACAGCAGAGCAUGAAAAUGAAAAAGCACGAAGAGCUAGAGACUCCGACAUUCACAACCAGUAUCCCAAUCGAGGUCAACGACGACUAGGCUGGACCUCUGCCGUCGGGUCUACGAUCUCGUUACUUUGACGUAGAAAAGUCCUCGACAUCGGUGUAGAAAUAAGCAGUGUGAACAAUGUGGCACACAAAAUACAUUUUUUUACAAAAGUUGCAGUUCUUCCAAGGAAUGAUUCUGCAGGAAGAGUUCACUAUUUAUCAGAAGUUAUUGAAGUACUCUUAAAAAAGGUUCUAUUAUCUGGAUUUGAUUGUGCCGAUUCGGCUACACCGAUUUAUAUAAAUUUUUCCUACGUAUAUUUGACAAAUUAUCGUCGACUCUUUUAUGGCCUAAACUGAUGCAGAACAAGUAGCUUUUUUACCGCAGAAAACAGUAGAAGAUACGUAUAUGAGUGUAUUAAGGCUUUCGAGAAACGAUGUGUAAGCGUAUCCAGAAAAUUUAAACAAUUUUUCCUUUCCUUUCUUUCCAUUUUCUUUAUCUUUUUUCUCUGGUACGUAUGCAUUUCAUACGUAAUAUUCAUAUGAAUAGCAUUAUUUUUAGAAAAAGUAUUUUAAUGUUUUACAUAUACUUUAGAUCAAAGCUAACGUAUUUUUUUUUCUUUUUAAAGAUAAUGUAUUUCAAUAUUUUUGAUGGCGCGUAAUGUUAACACAAGUAGAAAAUACGAGAGAGACGUAUGCAUUUGAAUUAUGAUUAAUACUUGUUUAAAUUAAUUAUAUUUCGUAUAUAUUUCUUUAUCAUUUUUCUUUUGUUUUCUGGAAAGUGCAUUGUAUUUAUCAUACAUCUAACGACUAAUCAAUAAACUGAAUUAAUGAUGGUUAUUCUUUAA